UACAAAGUGACCGGUGGCGCGUAGAGAGGGGAAAAUUGGCAUGCCGCUUCCUCCUUUAGGCACUGUGCAGACUUGGGGCAGAAAUGAGCAAGGUGCUCGGAGGCAGGAAGGUGUGGUCUACACUGAGACCAAGGCCACCUAGCCCUCCAGGUUACCUACACCCUGCCCGCCCCACUGAGCUCUUAGUUCCCCCUCCUUUCCGUCCUGCUGAUCCAGCCAGCCAGGCUUUCUCCUCUAUUCUAGCCUCCUCUCCCCCUUGAAUCCAGUCCUGGUUUCCCCGCUGCCAGCUCCUUCUUCUGCCUGCUGGGCUCGCUCCCCGCCUCCGCCCCCGCCUCUCCGAGAGUCCCGGCGGUCCGCUCGGCUCCCCGGCUCCUCUCUCGCACCCCCGCCUCGCAAGCCACCCGCGGCUCCAUUCGCCCAGUCCGGCCGCUCCAGUCCGGAUCUCGCUGCCACCCGACCCGGGUGCGAGUUUCAGCAGCUGGGAAGGAGGCGGCAACGGCUGGCCCCGGCUCCCCUCGGCCGCCUCGUCAGCCCGAGGUUGGCGGGGGAGAGAGCGGCCCAGCAGCCCCGGGAGCCCCUCCGAGGACAAUGCACCCGGCGCUGGGCCACCCUCGCGCGCUCUCGUCCGCGCCCGCCUCCUUCCCGCUGCCCCCCGCCGCCGCCCGGCUGCAGCCCCUCUUCCUCCGGGGGGGCUCCUCCCGCGGCCGGAGAGGCUCGGGAGACAGCAGCACCAGCACCAGCACCAGCCGCGGUGGGGGCGGCGGCAGACGCGGCGGGGGCGGCGGCUCCCCAAGCAGCAGCACAGGCGCGGAGCGAGAGGACGACGACGAGAGCAUUAGCAUCAGCAAGCCACUGGUGCCCGCCGCCGCCGCCGCGCUCCCGGGGCCCCCGGCUCAGGGGGGCGCCCCGGUGUCCGCCACCGCGCCCGCCACCGCCUCCUCCACUUCCACUCCCACCUCUUCCUGCAGCAUGACCGCCGUGGACUUUGGCGCGGGCCCCGCAACCGGGGCCGUCGGGGGCCCCGGGAGCCGCUCGGCGGCGGGCGCAGGCGGCACCGGGACGGGCGGCGGCGCCUCCUGCUGCUCCUGCUGCUGUUGCUGCUGCGGCCGCCCCUCCCGGCCCGGCCGCAGGGGUCGGCGCCACGGUUGCUCGCCGAGCCCGGGAUGCCGCUGGGGCUACCAGGCGCUGUCUGUGGUGCUGCUGCUGGCUCAGGGUGGUCUGCUGGACCUGUACCUCAUCGCCGUCACCGACCUGUACUGGUGCUCUUGGAUCGCCACUGACCUGGUGGUGGUGGUGGGCUGGGCCAUCUUCUUCGCCAAGAACAGUCGGGGCCGUCGGGGCGGUCCAGCAAGCAGCGCGCACAACCACCAUCAGCUCCACCACCACUCGGCGCCGCCUCUGCACCUACCGACUGCGGCGUCCGCGGGGGCCGGGGCUAAGGCUCGCGGGGGCCGAGGAGGCUCGGGGGCCGGGCCAGGGCCGGCCGGGGCGGUGGGCGAGUUCGCCUUUGCUUACCUGGCCUGGCUCAUCUACUCCAUCGCCUUCACUCCCAAGGUUGUGCUCAUCCUGGGAACGUCUAUCCUGGACCUCAUUGAGCUGCGAGCGCCCUUUGGCACCACGGGCUUCCGCCUCACCAUGGCUCUGUCCGUGCCGCUGCUCUACAGCCUGGUGCGUGCCAUCAGCGAGGCGGGCGCGCCCCCGGGCUCGGCGGGUCCCUUGCUCCUGCAGCCACAGCAGCAUCGCGCUGCGGGCUGCUUCCUGGGCACGUGUCUGGACCUGCUGGACAGCUUCACGCUGGUGGAGCUGAUGCUGGACGGCCGUGUGCCGCUUCCCGCGCACCUGCGCUACCUGCUCAUCGCCGUCUACUUCCUCACGCUUGCCUCCCCAGUGCUCUGGCUGUACGAGCUGAACACCACCGCAGCAGCUCCGUCCUGGGGCCAGGCUUCCGGGCCUGGAAGCUGCAGCCGCCUUUUGCGCUUGCUGGGCGGCUGCCUGGUGGACGUGCCCUUGCUGGCGCUGCGCAGCCUCUUGGUCGUGAGCUACCAACAGCCGCUGUCCAUCUUCAUGCUCAAAAACCUCUUUUUCCUUGGCUGCCGUGGCCUGGAGGCCUUGGAGGGCUGCUGGGACCGAGGGAGUUGGGUUUCCCCAAGUCGGGCCAGAAGCAGCUAUGGUGCUCCUCCCUCUGCCCCCCCACCACCUCCACCACCGCCACCUCAGGGAGGGUCCCAGCGGGGCCACUUGGAAAAUGAAGGGGGUCCUCAUGGCUAUGUCAACACUCUAGCUGUGGCCUCUCAGAACUGAAAAAGGUGAAGGGCAGAGCCUCUGUUCUUGGCUUGAGAGUUUCCGGCCUCCUUGGCUGUGUUUAGAAAAGGUUGAUAAGGCUGAUGGCCAGCGAAUUCUUCUGCACCCUAUGGGUGGAGACUACUUGGAGGGAGACCAGCAAUAUAUUGUGAGGGAGGAGGGUCCAUGUUCACCAUGGUUCUUCUCCAAAGUCUUGCGUGUUCUGACAUACAAGGGACUGGAUGAAUGUGCCACCUGCUCUUCUUGCCUUCGUUCUGUGGGGGAGAGAGGAGGAAGGGGGUGUUCAGGCAGGGAUGGUAGGCUUCGGUAGAUGAAGUGUGCGUGUGCGUGCAUGCAUGUGUGUGCGUGUGUGUGUCUGUGUGUGUGCAUCCGUGCGUGUGUGUGCAUGUGUGUGUGCGUGUGCAUGUGUGUGUGGUGUUUUUCUGGGUGUCUGUCCCCUGCCCCUUGCAGUGGGAAGGCGAUCUAGGGAGGCCUUGCUGCCCCCCCACAUGCCACCCCCAUCCUUUCCUGCCUGAAUUUAUGACCAGGAUGCCCAGGAGUUGUUCGGUUGCCACACUCCAAGGGAGAAGCUCACCCAUGGUCGUCCUCACUCCUGCUCCCCUGUUCUCAGCUUGGGGAGGAGAGGGUCUCUGCUGUGAGGACCCAGCGACACCCUUUCUUGGAUGAGUGUGUAUUUCUACCUCUGUGCUUUCGACUUUCAUCCCAUCACACAUUGAUGCUGCUCACGAAAACAAAACAAAACCCACUCAGAAGUUGCAUUCAACAUGGACACUGGAUCCCUUUGGGGUUUGGUACCAGAUAUUACAGGGUCUGUGGAGUAUCAGCCAUUGGCUCGCUCUCUUUCGAUUCCUCCUUCAGCACCAGAAUUCUUAUCCUGCCUCUGUUGGUACUGGCUGGGUUGGAACUGGGUUCAAAGCGCCUGCAAAGGUGUGUGAGGUCUGGCCUCUUAGGGACCCUCCGGGACGCCACCUGCUCUUUUGGAGAGCUCGGCAUAGAGCAGAAAGGGCGGUGACCUUUCUUCUCUCCUCUGCUCAGGUCUCCUCAGGGAGAAGGCUUGCUGCGGGACCCUCCUGGCCCAGCCUUCUCCCAUGGGGCCCUCAUGGUGAAGCUCUCCUUAGGGCUGUCCUUCAAGGAAAGUCAGGGUUGGUUACUCUAGUCUUGACAGGGGAUGUUACCCUUGGAAUCUCUAAUGCAGGAUAAGUAUUCUGAGGGGAGUCAAGGGUCAGAAGCCUAGGGAGCAAGGUCAGGAUAUAAUCACCCCCACAGCGGGAUUGGGUGUGUGUGGAAACCUGAAGAAUUUUGGUUCCCCCCCUCGUUUUGGGAGUUUGUGUGGUGUAAUGAACCUAGACAAGGGGCUGUGAUCUGUUCUGCCUGUUAUUUGCUAGAUUUGAAUGCUACGUUCUUUUCACUUUCUAGGCCCCAGUUACCUUUCCUUCUUCCUUCCUUUCUCUCUUUCUCUUCCUCUUCCUUUCUUUCUUUUUUUUGUCUUUCGAGACAGGGUUUCUCUGUGCAACGGUCCUGGAUGUCCUGGAACUCACUUUGUAGACCAGGCUGGCCUCAAUCUAAUUCACAGAGAUCCACCUGCCUCUGCCUCCCAAGUGCUGGGAUUAAAGGCAUGCGCCACCACGCCCAGCUUCAGCUACCUUUCUAGGAUGAUGAUAUUCUUUGAGUUUGGAACUUGAAAGCUCUGGACAUAGUUCUGCCAUUAGAGGCAGACUUGAGAUGAGCUAUCCAGGGUGGACUUGAGGACAGUCCUCCUCCUGCCUUGCAUCUGGUCUUGGGGGAGCUGAAGGGAAGUUGGCAGACUAGGUUGGGGGACAGGCAUUGCUGACCUCUGAAGCCCACAGCACAGGGGUAGGCCCAAAGUGCCAAGUCACUGACUACUAACUCAGCAAUCUGGCCCAAGUCCCUCAUUCCCUUUGGCUCUAGACCUUCUGAGAAUCAAGAGCUUCUCUUCCUCAACUGCCUGGGGCUGUGGGCUGAGGAUAUCUAUGUGGAUGGAAACAGGAGCGGCUGAACUUGGCUGGAGCCCCAGCUCUCGGGGGCCUGCCCUGCUCUCAGGGGCCUGCCCGGCUCUCAGAGGGGCCAUGUGAAGGAUGUUUACAGUCCAGUCCGUGAGUUCUUCGUCUCUGGUCUCUUGCCCUCAGCCGGUGCUGGCUGACCGGCUGCUUUGCACAACACACCUGCCUUUCCUCCUCACCCCGGAUGACUCCUCUUCUGAUUGGACUCGCAGUCCUGAGCCUGAGCCCUGGCUGGGGCUGCAGCUCCUCCCACUCACUCCUCUGUAUUUGUUCUCCAGCUUCGCUGUGUUUCUCACUACCUAAUUUCAAUGACUGUGAAAAGAAAUUAUGUCUGAGCCAUGGCCGGCUCUGGCUGGCCCCCAACCCACCCUCCCUCUACUGUUUGGAUAGCCAUCCCUCUCCUGUGUGACUGCUGUCUGCUGCUGAGAGACUGCCACUGGAUUUAGGAUGGAAGGCUGCCAUCUCCCUAGCACAUCAAGAGACAUGAGCACAUGGCCACUGUGACAGAGGCCAGGACUGUGAGGGCCUAGUGAGGGCCCAGCGCCUCUCCAGCCUCCUCUUCCACAUGUCUUCUCUGAGUCCUUUGUGCUCAGGGGGCAGGCUCCUUCCUUCUGAUGUAUUUAUUUUGGGUCUUUUUACUCAUUUCCCUGUCCCAUUCACACAUGACCCUUAAGGCCCUUUUCCGCUCUCUUGCUUUCUAGGGUAUCUGUAGAUAGGGAUCAGACUUGAGAUGUCCCCAAGGUGUCAUGACCAGGACAGUACACUGUCCUGAGGCUUGGACCAGAAGAACGGAGCAUGGAAAAGAAGCCUGGGCUCAGAAUUUAGCUCUGCCUGCCCCUAGCAGUUGAGCCUGGAAGGGGAGGGCUUAUUACCUGUGUUCCGAAUGGUACCUGUUUCUAAAAAGGAGUUAAUUUCUUUGUGAUGCUGAGGAGUAAGGAAGCCCAGGGCCUCAAGCACGCUUGGCGAUGCUAGCGAAGCGUCCUGGGCUGCAUCUACAUCGCAGAGUCUUAAUCUAAAGACUGCGCUCUCUCUAGAGACUUGCACCCACCCUUUAAAAAUGUCUUUGAGUGGUGUCUCCCUAUGUUCCCAAGGCUGUCCUAGAAUCUUGGGGCUCAGGUGGCCCUCUUACUUCAGCCUCCCUAGGAAACAGGUGUGCACUGCUUUGUCCAAUCAAGGCUUUUCCUGUCCAACAUGCUGGGAACCAGGCCCGGGUGUGUGGGGAGCAGAGCUGGGAACUCGAGCCCAGAAGAAACAGAGAAGCGGCACCUCUCUAGCAUUUAUCACAUUUUCCCCCCUCUUUUUAAAAAUAAAACCAGACUCUGUUCUGAAAAUAAAAAACUGGAGACU
Messenger RNA from Microtus oregoni (creeping vole), 5669 nucleotides. RefSeq names its product transmembrane protein 121B (gene Tmem121b). NCBI's taxonomy places the organism in Eukaryota, Metazoa, Chordata, Mammalia, Rodentia, Cricetidae. The coding region runs from base 589 to 2301 and encodes 570 amino acids. The transcript has a single exon. The record is from RefSeq and is a predicted model, not a curated record.